AUGGCCUCUUCCUCCAUUCAGCCCACAGCCUUUUCCUUGAUCGGCUGCCCAGUUACAGAGAAACUUGCCAAGAACAACUACUCCACAUGGAGCACCCACGUCCUAUCUGCCAUUCGCGGUGCGCGACUGGCACAUUUCCUCGACGCCAAGACCGCAGGCAUGCCGGCCAGGAUGGUGGCUAAAGCUGCGGACAAGCCAGAAGAGUUGAUCUCCAAUCCUGACUAUGAUGAAUGGGUUGGUAAGGAUCAGACAAUAUUCAAUUAUCUCUACUCAUCUGUGUCCAAGGAUGUGCAAGUACAGGUGUCCAACUGCACAACCUCUGCCGAGAUGUGGAAGGUCAUUCAAGACAUGAACGCCGCUCAAUCCCGCGGCAGGGUAAUCAAUACCCGCAUGGCGCUAGCACACGCGCAGAAGGGAUCGUCCAUUGUUGCUGAAUUUUUCAGCAAGAUGAAAGGUCUCGCCAACGACAUGGCGGCGGCCGGGAAGAAACUUGACGACGAGGAGGUGGCUUCGUACAUUCUCGCCGGGCUAGACACGGAUUUUGAUCCGGUUGUCUCGUCCAUGUCGUCGCGUGUGGAGUCUCUCACCCUCGGGGAGCUCUACUCGCAUCUCGUCAGCUGGGAACAAAGGAUGGAUCUGCGCCAACCCAACAACUCAGGCACCUCCGUGAACACCGCCACUCGAGGUGGUCGCGGAGGCUCCCAGCGCGGCGGCGGAGGCGGUCGCGGUGGCGGCUUCCAGCGAGGAGGUGGCCGUAACCGCGGCCGUGGCAACCACAACAACAACCGCGACAACAACCGCGACAACCACGCGUUUUGA
Messenger RNA from Sorghum bicolor (sorghum), 819 nucleotides. RefSeq lists its product as uncharacterized. The transcript is spliced from 2 exons. The record is from RefSeq and is a predicted model, not a curated record. The coding region runs from base 1 to 819 and encodes 272 amino acids. NCBI's taxonomy places the organism in Eukaryota, Viridiplantae, Streptophyta, Magnoliopsida, Poales, Poaceae.